Diabrotica balteata is the source of this 1746-nucleotide messenger RNA. NCBI's taxonomy places the organism in Eukaryota, Metazoa, Arthropoda, Insecta, Coleoptera, Chrysomelidae. The record is from the annotation of a GenBank genome assembly.
AUGUAUGUCAUAUUUUUGGUACUUGUAGCAUUGGCUAAAGUUAAUUCGCUAAAUACUUCAUCGAUAGAAAAAGAUCCUUUAACAGGUUGCCUUCAUGAGAUUGUAGAACACUAUAGCUACCACACACAUAUUUUUGUAACAAGCGCAAACUUUUCUGGAAAUGUAAUUCCUAAAUUUUUGAAAAUAAUAAUCAGCUUUAACAAUUUGUACUUAUUAAAUUCCAUCCGUCACACACCCAACUUAUUUACGAUAACUUAUGACUCCAUGGAGGAACUAAAUAAUACAUUUCUCACAAUAUAUACAGCAAGAACAUAUUUCAAACCAAUUUUAUCUAACUUCAUUGUUAUUACUACAAACUCCAAAGAUUUGCAUCAAAUAACGCAGUUGUUGUGGAAGUACAGUUUCUUCAAGAGUUUGGUUCUACUACAUAAUAAUUUAAUUGUAGAAUUAUACGUUAUUGAUUACAAAAAUAGUAACUGUGGGAAAAUCAUAAAAUAUAAGAAAAUUAACGAAUGCACAGGCAAGAAGUUCAAACGUGAAUUAAAACCGAUCAAACCAAAUAUGAAAGAAAGUUUUAAUCAAUGUUCCAUGACUGUGGGAAUUUUACAUGGGCCCCCGAUGAUUUUACAUAUUAACGAAUCCUACCCAGGAAUAAUACCAGAACUAUUAAAUGCAGUUAGUUCUGCAAGUGGUUUUAUAUUUAAUUAUGAUGAAGACGAUUGUUACACGGAUGCUCUUAAAGACUAUAGAUUUGAUUGCAUUUUGGAGCACUUUGAUACUGGCAAAAUAGAUCUUGUGCAAUACGUAAAUUUCUUUUUGACACAUAAACUGCUGUUUGUCACUAUGUUAUAUAGCCAUAUAGUUAUGAUAAUACCUAAACCUGAGAAAAUACCGUAUUGGAAAACCAAUAUAUUGGUGUUCCAAUUACCAGUGUGGAUCUGUAUAUUGGCCAUUAUUCCAGUAUUAUCUGUCAUAGUUUUUAGAUAUGCCCAUUUUAGAAAAAGUACAGAUAAAAAGAAUUUUGGGUCAUCUUUGGUCAAUAAUAUUUUGAUUAUUGUUGGACUUAACCUGAACGUAGCGGCAAAUAAGUUACCGAAAUCUUGGAAUUUGAGAAUUUUACUUGGUUUUUAUAUGUUUUUCUGCUUAUUGGAACUGACAUACCGGCAGACAAAAAUAACAAGCUUCUCGACAAUAUCUAUGCAUGAAAAACGAAUUAAAAGUAUAGACGAGCUUGUAGAUUCCGAUAUUCCAGUCAAAAGUUUUAGCAGCAGUGCGAUGGUCCUACCUGACAACAGUCCUUUGUUGUCGAAAAUCGAAUAUUUAACUGACUCAGGCUACGAAAAUUUAACUCUUAGAGCUUCUGAAGAAAGGUUUGCAACUAUAUGGGGAGAAAUUGGUUUCGUGUCUCAACCCUUUCUUUAUGAACUAAUGGAUUAUUUUAGUCUCUGCAUGUAUCAGUUGGGUUUUUAUAUGCCCGAAACUCACAUUUUCUACGAACACUUUGAGUUGUCGAUGCGGAGGGUUAUACAAUGUGGUUUUUUAGAAAUGCUGUAUGGAAAAUACAAAAACUAUUUCAUGCUUAAAUACAGACAUGCUUAUCCAAGUAAAGAUUCGAAUGUUAAAAAAGACUUAAAAGGUUGUAUGUUUAUGUUUAUUGUAUUGCUUGCUGGAUAUUCUGUAUCAUUAUUAAUAUUUGGGAUAGAACUACUUAUGGCAAAAAAAUGGAACUUACUUGCAAAAAAAUAG